This is a messenger RNA of Phyllostomus hastatus (greater spear-nosed bat), 228 nucleotides long. Its product is annotated as cytochrome c oxidase subunit 6C-like. The transcript has a single exon. The record is from RefSeq and is a predicted model, not a curated record. Lineage: Eukaryota; Metazoa; Chordata; Mammalia; Chiroptera; Phyllostomidae. Bases 1 to 228 code for a protein of 75 amino acids.
AUGUCUUCCAGUGCUUUGACACAACCUGAGAUGUGUGGCCUCUUGGCCAAGCAUCUGCAAUUUCAUCUUUUUGGAGCUAUGCUUGUAUCCCUGGGGGUUGUAGCUUCCUGUAAGUUUGGUCUGGCUGAAAAAAGAAAGAAGGCAUAUGCAGAUUUCUGCAGAAAUUAUGAUUCCAGGAAAGACUUUGAGGAGAUGAAAAAGGCUGGUAUCUUUCAGAGUGCAAAGUGA